Molecule: messenger RNA, 1428 nt
Organism: Symbiodinium pilosum
Lineage: Eukaryota; Dinophyceae; Suessiales; Symbiodiniaceae
Source: the annotation of a GenBank genome assembly
AUGCUCGAGGAGCUCGGCUCAGGGGCGACUGCGACUGUGUGCAGGUGCGUACGGAAGAAGGACAACAAACAGUUUGCCGUCAAGAGCAUUAACAUAGGAAAGCUCCGCCUGCAGCCAAACUUCCAAAAAGUGUCGGAAAAGCUGCACCGGGAGGUGUCCAUUCUCUCCUCACUGCGGCACAACCGGAUCGUGUCACUUUAUGACUACAUUGAGGGUCAGGACUACCUCCACCUGGUCAUGGAGCUUGUGGAGGGUGGUGAGCUUUUCGAUCACAUCGUGCAAAUUGGCUCCUUUACCGAGCCAGUCGCGCGGUAUGUUUUCAUCCAGAUUGCUGAGGGUUUGAAGUACAUUCAUUCACAGCACAUUGUCUACCGGGAUUUGAAACCGGAGAACAUCCUUGUGGACCAGAAGAAUUCCCGACAAGGCUUGCUUGAAAUCAAGUUGUCAGACUUUGGGCAUUCCAAGCUCAUCCACGACGGGUAUAGCACUGCGCUGACCCGAGUUGGAACGCCGCAGUACUGGGCUCCCGAGGUGUCUGACCCCUUUCAGGCGGCCAAGGGGUACGACAAGCAAGUGGACUUGUGGUCUUUAGGUGUUGUUCUGUAUGUGAUGCUGGUGGGUGCCUACCCCUUUGACGGUUUGGGCGAGCCUAUCGACGUCCAGAUUCGACGCGCAUCUGUGCAGUUUCCCGCUGGACGGAGGCCGACUGAGAACGCGCAAAACUUGAUUCGAGCCUUGAUCCAGUUCGACCCCAUGGGCCGGCUGGAUUUGGAUAGAUGUCUGGCACAUCCCUGGGUGUCCACAAGCGCUGGCAGCCUCUCCAAGGUCCUCGACCAAUUCAGGCAUGCGCCCCCGGAAGAGCAGGAGGAGCCUUUCCAGCUUCCUGGGGAUCCGUCCAAGGAGCAGAUCGAUGGCCUGCGCCGUGACCUCCAGCAUUGGAUCUACAAAUGGCGCUGUGGAGCUACAAUCCAGAGGAGGAAGCGAGACAGCAUCGAGGCAACAUUUGUUGUGGCCAACAUGCAGCUGGGGGUAACAGAGGAUGAGCGGAGAAAGGCGCGCAGAGAAUUGCAGGACCUCAUCAACUUCAACUUUCCAGGUCACGGCUCCGUCAAUGGAGGAACGGUGGCUGCGAAAUCGACGCUGCCCUCGCUCCCAGAAGAGCGCAAGAAGAAGUCACACCGCUUGCUGACACACACCCUGAAGGUUUCACCCACUGAUGGUGCCGGCGUGGAGCUAGAGCCAGAGGCAGGUGGCAUGAAAGUCAUGAAGGUCUUCCCUAAGCCGGGACAACCGGGCCUCGAAGUGCUAGAUUUGAUCAUCAGCAUUGACGGGACGUCUCUGCGGGGUACGCCGGAGAAGGUGGAGGAUAUCUUUGGACAGCACUUCCGCGAUGGAGUUCAGCUGACGAUUAAGAGGUUUCAGAGGUAG